Molecule: messenger RNA, 3081 nt
Organism: Struthio camelus australis
Lineage: Eukaryota; Metazoa; Chordata; Aves; Struthioniformes; Struthionidae
Gene: CXADR
Product: CXADR Ig-like cell adhesion molecule
Biological process (GO): homotypic cell-cell adhesion
Cellular component (GO): basolateral plasma membrane; intercalated disc; bicellular tight junction
Molecular function (GO): cell adhesion molecule binding
Source: RefSeq, a predicted model, not a curated record
GUCACGCCGUAGAAGGCUCCUCGUUGUGCUCAGGUCUUCUCAGAUAAAGACGACAUCGUGGUCUCUGCAAACAAUUACAUGCUGCUGCGCUAUUUCAGUUACUGGUUCUCUCUUUUUGGAUUCAGGCUAACAAGAAGCUUGAGUAUAACUUCAGCUGACCAGUCAACGUUCGAAAAAGCUCAAGGAGAGAAGGUUACGCUGCCAUGUACUUUUGUACUCUCCGAAGAGGAUGAAGGCCCACUAGAUAUCGAGUGGGUCUUGAUACCAGCCGAUAAUCAAAAGAAGGAACAAAUAAUAAUUAUGUAUGCUGUAGACAGGAUCUACAAUCAUUAUUAUGCUGCUAUGACUGGACGGAUGCAGUUUACUAAUCCUGAUCCCAGAUCUGGUGAUGGUUCUUUGGAUAUCCUGAAUUUAAAAUCAGCGGACACUGGCACAUACCAGUGUAAAGUGAAGAAGGCUCCUGGAGUUCAAAGCCAAAAAAUACAAUUGACUGUACUUGUAAAACCAGCAAGGACUAAAUGCUCCAUUGAAGGAUCACAGGAGAUUGGAAACGAUGUUAUCUUGAAAUGCGCAUCGCAAGAGGGAUCCCCACUUUUGUCUUAUGACUGGAGAAGAGUAGUUGGCACAAAACAGCUUCCUGUCACUUCUAUGCUGAAUAAGAAUACAGGAGAACUUCUCUUGAAAAAUGCCUCUCAAGACUAUUCUGGUACAUACAGUUGUGUUGCCUCAAACAGAGUUGGCACAGAUGAAUGUUUUGUUGAGCUGAAUGUCACCCCUCCUAUAAAUACAGCUGGUAUAAUUGCUGGAGCUAUUGUAGGAACUCUGCUGGGUCUCUUUUUACUGGCUUUUCUCGUCUUCUGUUGCUGUAAGAAACAUAGAGAGAAGAAAUAUGAGAAAGAAGUGCAUCAUGAUAUUAGAGAAGAUGUUCCACCUCCAAAAAGUCGCAGUUCAACAGCCCGCAGCUACAUAGGCAGCAAUCGUUCUUCUCUGGGUUCAAUGUCUCCCUCCAAUAUGGAAGGAUAUACCAAAACUCCGUAUAGCCAAGUACCAAGUGAAGACUUUGAACGUACUACUGGUCAAAAUCCAAAUUUUGCACCUUCAAAGGUAGCUGCACCUAAUUUAAGUAGAAUGGGAGCUGUCCCUGUGAUGAUUCCAGCACAAAGCAAAGAUGGGUCCAUAGUAUAAAAUGUUAUUAAUUUAAGUCCUGUUUUCAAAUGUUCAUUAUAAGUAUUAGAAAAAAACUGCCUUGUUCCAACCCUCGUCUAAACAAUGGCAUGCAAUUUUCCUUGAAGAAAAUGAACAAGUUAGUUUGAAAAGCCAUUAGUUUUCAUUUUAAAUUUCAAACUUAUGUAUAUAACAGUCAAGCUACUUGCUAAAAGCAUUGAAGUUCCUAUAUAAAUAUUGGAUACAAAGUAUUUGGACUCAGGUUGCUGAAGAGACAGGAUCAGCUAGUAUGCAGUUCCGAAUAUGAAACAACAAGACACACCUGAGAAGUAACAAAAGCGUUUCGUAUGUAGGUCAUGAAGUUCCUCGGAGUCCCUGAAACUUUAUCUUCAGUUUUGGAAUAAAAGAAAUAUUUUUAACUUCACCCUUUUCUAAUGAAGUUGGAGCUGGUUGAAAUACUUAGAAUGACUUGAAAUUCUGUUCAGUUUCUGAGUAUUUAUACAGUUCUUUAACUUGAUAAUAUUUGGAGCACUUCUUGAGCCCUUAUUUCAGGGGCUGCCAGUUCUUUGACUGGUUCAGUUAACUUUAAGGAGUCUGUUCUGAGUUUAAAAUUUCAGUGAAUAGAAAUAUGAGAGGAGACCUUGCAAGCUCUUUGAAACCUGAAUUUUAGUGUAAGAGCAACUAGUUCUAGUCAUGUCAGAUAACUUAAUACUAACGUUAUCUGGUGUCAGAGGUCCUAUCUGGUUGUUACUACCAGUAUCUAAGCUUUAAAGUGUGUAUUUUAUUGUCACAUUAAGUAUGAAUAUGUAUCUCAAUACAGGUUUUAAAAAGCAAGAUACUGUUGACUUUCCUAAAGCCUGUAUAGAUUCUAAAGCAGUGCUCUUGCUUUUUCCAAACAAUUAUCUGGAGGCUCCAUGGGCAUUUGAAUGAAAGAUGUUAAGUAAACAGUGUUUGAUAUAUAUCCUCUUAUCUAACAUCACUUCAGAAAAUCUUUUCCCACAUUCAUACAAGCAGUAUGUAGCUUUUCCUUAAGACACUAAUAUAUUCUUUAUCUGAGCUUGCAAGGAGUUAGAAUUUGGCCCCCCUUGCCUCUUCAAAAGCCCUGAAUAUUAACGGACGCUUUGACUUUAAUGUUAGUUUCAGGUGACCAGAGUCUCGGAGAAAGUAGUUGUCCAGAACUGUUGGUAUGAACUUCAUGUUUCAAGACUUCAUUAAAAAACAAACAAAAAGUUCCUCCCAGUUUUGAAAAACUUAGUGUUACAGGAGGAAUAGAAUGAUUCCUUAUCUUAGUUUCACGAUGGCUUCGGUUGACUGAUACCAUAGACAUAUGGAAAUUGAAUUUUAAAGUAUAGUGCAGGUUGAAUCUCUGUGGAUUUUUUUUCUUCUCUUCCUUCCUAUUUUCGGCUCACCUCCUCAUCCUGUCCUGUGGAAAAAUAAAAAUAAAGCGCCCCUUCAACUUAUUUCAGCUGUAGAUGUUAAACUGCCAAGUAUUUUGGAAAACUCAUUCAGGGAAUAUAGUAUGUGGCACUGAUGUUGAUGAAGGAAAUAACUGAAUAACGUAUUGAAAGGUGUUGAAUUUAUUUGUAUGUAUCAACAGUGAGAUGAAAAAAUUGCCCCAAACUUACAGGUUCCAUGUCUGCUUUCUUGUAGCUGCUUAGAUCUGUGACAAAAUCUUUGGCAUAUUACUAAAUGUUCGUUCUAGCCCUAGCUAGGUGCACAGUUUUUGGCUGGCCCUACUGAUGUAGGGAACAUACCUUUCAUACCGAAUUUAGAGACUUGAAUGGCUACUGAGUAUUCUAGACUUACAACUUUUCACAUUUGGAACUUUUUUAGAUUGUAAACUGAUACUGUUAGAGUUAAGAUAUUUUUAUCUUUCAUGUGUGCCUUUUCAAUAAACUUUGCCUGAUUGUAACUCCA